Molecule: messenger RNA, 1345 nt
Organism: Anastrepha ludens (Mexican fruit fly)
Lineage: Eukaryota; Metazoa; Arthropoda; Insecta; Diptera; Tephritidae
Product: glyoxylate reductase/hydroxypyruvate reductase-like
Exons: 4
Coding region: 130-1224 (364 amino acids)
Cellular component (GO): cytosol
Molecular function (GO): hydroxypyruvate reductase [NAD(P)H] activity; hydroxypyruvate reductase (NADH) activity; NAD binding
Source: RefSeq, a predicted model, not a curated record
UUUAAGGCUCGAGAAUACAAAGAACAUUUAAAUUUGUUUGCGCUUAAAUCUUAGUUUUGGCUAGAAUAGAAUUUUUCUUUUUAUACUUUUUUUUUGUUGUGCUUGACCCUUAACUCGCUUAACCACAAAAUGCAUAUAAAAAGCUUAUAUAUUUUUCUAUUCACUAUCUGCAUACUACACGUCGUCGCCAUCAUUCCCACAUCCACCGCGCACGCCUCACCUCGCGACGAAAACACAGGUAAAAUGUCCGGCGAAAAAAAAUUUAAAAUUUUAGUAACACACCCAGAAGUGCCACAAGCUGGCAUCGAUCUGUUGUCACGCGACUGUGAGGUGACCGUAGUGCAGAGUUUGCCGCCUUUGCGUUCAGAGAUUUUAGAGAAAGCUAAAGGUGUAGACGCACUCUUUUGGGGCAGCCAUGAACCGCUCAAUGCCGAAGUAUUGGAUGUGGUUGGACCACAACUGAAAUCGAUUUCCACCAUGUCGGCGGGCAUAGAUUACGUGGAUGUGCAGGAAAUUAAGCGCCGUAAGAUACCACUCGGCCACACGCCCGUCGUGCUCAAUCAAGCGGUGGCAGAUGUAGCGGUUGGUUUAUUGCUGGCGGCAGCGCGUCGCUUCCACGAAGGACGGAUGAAGAUUGAAACUGACACCUGGGAGGACUUCCAUCUCAACUGGAUGUUGGGCCGCGAUUUGCGCGACUCCGUAGUGGGUUUCUAUGGUUUUGGAGGUAUUGCACAAAACAUCGCCAAGCGUCUGAAGGGCUUUGACAUUGAUAGCGUACUCUAUACGACACGUCGUCGGGUGGCGCCUGAAAUUGAGCAGGAAUACAAUGCCAAAAAAGCAGAUUUCGACACGAUGCUAGCCGAGAGUGAUUUCGUAGUUAUUGCGGCGCCCUUGACCAAGGACACUGCUGGUGUUUUCAAUGCCACCGCUUUUGGUAAAAUGAAGAAGACUGCCGUGCUGGUGAAUAUUGGACGUGGAGGUAUUGUGAAUCAGCCAGAUUUGUAUGAAGCUUUGAAAACAAAUCAAAUAUUUGCUGCCGGUUUGGAUGUGAUGACACCUGAACCACUGCCACCCACUGAUCCGAUUUUGAGUCUACCAAACCUCGUUGUUCUCCCUCACUUGGGCUCGGCCACCGAACGCACCCGUGACGAUAUGUCUAUCAUAGCAGCGCACAACGUUUUGCGGGGACUGGCUGGUGAACCAAUGCUCUCGCCCGCCUAUUAAAUGGUUAUGGAUAAAACGACAUUUUUCCAUGAAGCUCCCAUAGCAAACCGCUGGGGUGUAUGUAUGUUUAGCUGUGUAAAAUAUGAAGCCUUUUUGUAAUAAAAAAAUCCAUUAAAAAACA